CCCGGGGACACAGGCUGGGCUGUGCGCCGCGCGCGUUCCCCGAGCGCCCCUACGCGGAUCCUAGACGCCUCCUCUGCGCGGUGGUGUCACCCGGGCGCGCGAAGGGCCAGGCUCCGACUGUCGCCGGGAUCCAGACAGCGUCAGCGACGCAGAGCCAGGCCGCCUCGGGGACUAGCAGACACCUCGGUUCCCUCCCAAGGCUGGUGGAACAUGUUCCCGGAGACUCAGUUUGUAUGACAGUUGCUAGACUAUGUUUCCACUUCUGAUCGUACUCAGCCAGCUGACCAGACUUACCCUCGCGUUUCCUCAUUGCACAAAAAGCCUAAAGGAUUCUGAACAUGCCGGGGAAGUCUUUACAACAAAAGAAGCAGCAAACGUCUUUAUGCACCGCCGCCUCCUGUACAAUAGGUUUGAUUUAGAACUCUUCACUCCCGGGGACAUGGAGAGAGAAUGCUAUGAGGAGUUUUGUAAUUAUGAAGAAGCCAGAGAGAUUAUCGGGGAUGACGAAAAAACGACCACGUUUUGGCGGGAUUAUUCGACUAAAGGACCGACCACACGAUCGGAUGUUAACAAAGAGAAAAUUGAUGUUAUGGGCCUUCUGACUGGAUUAAUUGCCGCUGGAGUAUUCUUGGUUAUAUUUGGCCUGUUUGGUUACUAUCUGUGUAUCACCAAGUGUAACAGGCAGCCGUAUCUGGGUUCUUCAGCUGUCUACACAAGAAGGACCAGACACACACCCUCCAUCAUUUUCAGAAGCCCGGAGGAGGCUGUCUUGCCUUCAUCGCCACCUCUAGAGGACGCAGGACCACCUUCCUAUGAACAGGCAGUAGCACUGACCAGAAAACACAGUGUCUCACCACCACCUCCAUAUCCUGGACCAGCAAAAGGGUUCCGGGUAUUUAAAAAGUCUAUGUCACUCCCGACUCAUUAAGCCCACCUUGCCACCUUGCUGUAAGACAUUCAUGUGGUUUGAGAUUUGUUCUCCCUGAAACAAAAAAGAUUUGCCCGUUCAGCUUUUUAUAACAAACUGCACGGAAUGAAGGAGCAAUACACACUGAACAGAAUUCAUCCCAGUUCUGCUUUCGGCUCGGACCCGGACUGGAUCUCUACCAUCUUGGUAAGAGACUUGAACUUCAUUUCCUCGAAGUUAAGAAGAAAGUGCCUUUGUGCAAUGUAUGUUGUGCUGGUUCAAAAGUCUGCUGUAGCUGGGUAAUGUGAUGAAUGCCUAUAAUCCCCACACCAGGAGGCUGACUUGCGAAGGAUGAGAGUUCAAGGCCAGCCUGGGCCCUGUCAAGACCCUGUCUCAAAACAAGACAAAGUUUGUUAAUAAUUAGAACGAGCAAACUAGGAACCAUCAAUCAUUAAUUUAAUGUCAAAUCAUGCUAUUGGCUCUUCUCUUUAUUAGGAUUUCUUUUUGGCUGAAAACACUACACAGAAUUUGACAUUUUGGUGUACAUCUGUGACCUUGAUAUAAUCACUUGCUUUUCUGAUUUAAUUGGUGCAGAGCGUCCACCAAAUUUGCAGGUCUUAGUUUUUCCCUUGCUAUCAAUCAUGCUUUCAUGUGGUAAGAGGUGCCAAGAGGGUUUUGUUGUUGUUCCUAGAAAUUACUACUCAUGGGUUUGGGAGACACCUCACUUGGAAAAGUGCUUGCCAUGCAAACGUAAGGAUCUGAGUUCAAUCCUCAGUACCCUGGUUUGAAACAAACAAAACCACAAAACAACAACAGAAACCAUGAGUACUUGAUACAUACCUACAAUCCCAGCAUUGGGUAGAAGGACAUAGGAGGCCCCCUGGCGUUGGUAGCUAGCCACUGUAGCUGAACCAGGAACCUCCAAGUUCAAUGAGAAACUGUCUCAAAAAUUAAGGUGGAGCCAGUGAGGUGGUGCAUUUACCUUUAAUC
Peromyscus leucopus (white-footed mouse) is the source of this 1897-nucleotide messenger RNA. RefSeq names its product proline rich and Gla domain 4 (gene Prrg4). The transcript is spliced from 6 exons. Gene Ontology annotation, molecular function: calcium ion binding. Gene Ontology annotation, cellular component: extracellular region. NCBI's taxonomy places the organism in Eukaryota, Metazoa, Chordata, Mammalia, Rodentia, Cricetidae. The record is from RefSeq and is a predicted model, not a curated record. Bases 251 to 928 code for a protein of 225 amino acids.